AUGUCAUACGUUUCUUCACCCCUUGGUGCAUCCUCAUUGAACACCUCGUCUGGCUCGUCGAGAGCACUGCCCAUACGACCAUCAUUCCCUCACUCUCGCCCUUUGAGACCCUUCGUUUCAAUAUCACAAAGCGCCUCGUCACGCUCAUCAAAAAAACCUGUCAAGUUCAUAGAGCCACCAAAGGACUCCAAGACAGUCUUUGUACUUGACUUGACCCAGGGAGAGCUGAGCAGACAGGAUUAA
Suillus subaureus is the source of this 243-nucleotide messenger RNA. RefSeq lists its product as uncharacterized. The coding region runs from base 1 to 243 and encodes 80 amino acids. The record is from RefSeq and is a predicted model, not a curated record. The transcript has a single exon. Lineage: Eukaryota; Fungi; Basidiomycota; Agaricomycetes; Boletales; Suillaceae.